This is a messenger RNA of Stegostoma tigrinum, 494 nucleotides long. Its product is annotated as barrier-to-autointegration factor. NCBI's taxonomy places the organism in Eukaryota, Metazoa, Chordata, Chondrichthyes, Orectolobiformes, Stegostomatidae. The transcript has 4 exons. Gene Ontology annotation, molecular function: DNA binding. The record is from RefSeq and is a predicted model, not a curated record. The coding region runs from base 222 to 494 and encodes 90 amino acids.
GACGUAUACAGUUCUAUAUCCGGUUGUGUACAUCCCUUUAGGAAGAACAUGAAGGUUGCAGAGAGGGCACAAGAGAGAUUUAGUGGGAUGGUAUAAACACAGAAAAAGUUCAACAGACCUGGAAGUACAUUUGGUGACAGAAAUAUUUUAAUUAUCCUUUCAUGGGAACUGGAAGAACUCCGUGAUGUAACAGCUUUCAAUAGAUUUAGCAGCUAGAAAACAUGAUUUCAACGUCUCACAAGCACAGGAAUUUUGUUUCCGAACCAAUGGGGAAUAAGUCAGUUUCUUCCCUGGCUGGUAUUGGAAAAACACUUGGAAGAAAACUGGAAGAGCAAGGCUUUGAUAAGGCAUACGUAUUACUAGGCCAGUUCCUUGUUUUGAAAAAGGAUGAUGAAUUGUUUAAAGAUUGGUUGAAAGACAUCUGUGGGGCCAACACCAAACAAGCUGGACAAUGUGCCACCUGUUUACAAGAAUGGUGCAAUGCCUUCCUGUAA